AUGAACGCUUUGACUGUGAUUUCCGUGGCAGCCCUUGUGGCUAGCGGCAGCGCUUCCCUGCUUGCGUACAACGGCGUAUAUGGAGGCCAUCACGGCCUUCUUGGCGCCUAUCCUUAUGCAGGUUAUUCUGGUCUGCACCCUUACUCAUACGCAGGUGUCCUUCCUACAGCUGCUCAUCUCAACCUCAAAACACCUGUGGUCAACACCCUGGCUCCUGCUCCUGUCUCUUACAACGUAGCUCCCUUCGCACCUGUAGCACCUGUCCAGUCUCAGUACCACGCUCAGGAUGAGCUCGGUCAGUAUUCCUUCGGUUACGCUGGCGGUCCUUCUUCACGCGCUGAGUCUCGCGACGCCUUCGGUGUUGUCCGUGGUUCAUACAACUACGUGGACUCUGAGGGAAAUGUUCAGACUCAGCACUACGUGGCCGACGCCCUCGGAUUCCGUGUGUCUGGAACCAACCUUCCAGUGGCUCCCGACGCCCCUGUAGCUGCUCCUCUGGCCGCCCUUCCCGGUCCCCUUCCCGAACCCGUCCAGGACACUGCCGAGGUAGCAGCCGCUAAGGUCGCCCAUCAGCAAGCCUACGACGAAGCUGCAGCCGCCGCCGCUGCCGCCCCCGACACCCGCAAGAAGCGCUCCGUCCUUGCGGCUCCCGGCCUCGGCGUCUACUCUCCUCUCCGUUUCUCCUACGGCUUCUCCACUCCCCUCCACUACGCCCACCCAGCACCCUAUGCUUCUCCUCUUCACUACACUGCCGCCCAUCCCGCCCUCACCACCUACAACGCCGCCCACGCCCCCACCACAUACGCCGCCGCCGGGCCCGCUCUCCGUGACGCCGAGCUCCUCCGUGUAGUCCACAACCCCAGCCACGCCACCUCCUACCGCGUGCUCAACUGA
Penaeus indicus is the source of this 894-nucleotide messenger RNA. Its product is annotated as cuticle protein 19.8-like. The record is from RefSeq and is a predicted model, not a curated record. Lineage: Eukaryota; Metazoa; Arthropoda; Malacostraca; Decapoda; Penaeidae. Bases 1 to 894 code for a protein of 297 amino acids. Gene Ontology annotation, cellular component: chitin-based extracellular matrix. Gene Ontology annotation, molecular function: structural constituent of chitin-based larval cuticle. The transcript has 2 exons.